Cynara cardunculus var. scolymus (artichoke) is the source of this 1683-nucleotide messenger RNA. Its product is annotated as bystin. Gene Ontology annotation, cellular component: cytoplasm; nucleolus; preribosome, small subunit precursor. Gene Ontology annotation, molecular function: snoRNA binding. The transcript is spliced from 12 exons. The coding region runs from base 101 to 1441 and encodes 446 amino acids. Lineage: Eukaryota; Viridiplantae; Streptophyta; Magnoliopsida; Asterales; Asteraceae. Gene Ontology annotation, biological process: rRNA processing. The record is from RefSeq and is a predicted model, not a curated record.
UUUGUUGCUUUUGAGACUUGAGGGUUAGGGUUUUUCUAGGGUGUUUGGAGCGGCGAAGAAAACUAGCAUUUUUCUUCUGAAUUUGAUUCGACGAUCAUCAAUGGGGAAAAAACGAGAAAGGCAUCAAAAUCCAGAACCCUUCUUGACCGAUGACACCAACAAAUCCGUCUCCAAGAAGCGCAACAAGCCCGCUAAACAACAUCAGAGCGAAGAAAAGCUUAUAUCAGCGGGCAUGAGCUCUAAGAUUUUGAAGGAGGCUUUAAUUCAGCAGAAGGAGAUUCAGGAAGAGACAGAUGCCCAAAACCCUAAUAACAUAGUUUUCCCGGAAGAACCUGUUACUCAGGCUCAAGUAGAUGAAGAUGAUGAUGUUGACAAUUUUGCCGGAUUCUCUGAUAAUCAUAGUCAAUUUGGCGGUUGUGAGGAAGAAAUUAAUGAAGAUGAAGAGAAGUUAUUGGAAGCCUUCUUCUCCAAAGAUGCCCGUCCUCAGCGCACAUUGGCUGAUGUCAUUGUGGAGAAGAUAAAAGAAAAAGAUACAGCGUCUUCAGGUUUAUCUGCAGUAACGCAACCUUUGCCAAAAUUGGAUGACUCCAUCAUAGAAAUAUACAAGAGUGUUGGAGAGAUUUUCAAGAAAUAUACCUCCGGAAAAUUGCCAUUAGCCUUCAAAAGCAUACCGGCAAAGCAACACUGGGAGGAACUUCUGUACUUGACAGAGCCAGAGAAAUGGUCGCCCAAUGCAAUGUACCAAGCCACCAGAAUCCUUGCUUCCAAUAUGAGUUCAAAGAAAGUGGAGCGGUUUUACAAGUUUGUUUUACUCCCUCGUAUUAGACAAGAUAUACGGAAGAACAAGAAACUUCAUUUUGCAUUAUAUCAAGCUUUGAAAAAGGCUGUAUACAAACCGGCUGCCUUUAAUAAAGGAAUUUUGUUCCCAAUAUGCGAGUCAAGGACUUGCAAUUUGAGAGAAGCUGUUAUUAUUGGAAGCAUUCUUCAAAAGGUCUCUAUUCCGCCACUUCAUUCCAGUCUUGCGUUAAUGAAACUUGCAGAAAUGGAGUAUGGUGGCACAACAAGCUAUUUUAUAAAGUUGCUAGUAGAGAAGAAAUAUGCGUUGCCAUAUCGAGUUGUUGACGCGAUGGUUGCACAUUUUAUGAGAUUUUGUGAGGACUCAAGGGAUAUGCCUGUGAUCUGGCAUCAAUCGCUUCUUGCAUUUAUGCAAAGAUACAAACAUGAACUGACAAAAGAUCAAAAAGAUGAGCUUAAUUAUCUUGUGAAGAAGCAGAGACAUAAAAUGGUGACACCUGAAAUUCUAAGAGAGCUGCAUAAUAGCCGUAACCGUGGAGAGAAGGAGGACGACCUUAUGUCUAUAUCUUCUCCUAUUUCUGUGAUCAACAAAACCAUAGAGGAAGACAGAUUUGAUAUCCCAGAUGUUCCCAUGGAAGAGGAUUAAAAAAGGAAUACAUUCGCUAAAGACAUGGAAAUUUUACAUUUUUGAGUCGUUUGUGACUAUGGUCGUUGGUGCCUCACUUGCUAUGAAUAUGCUCUGAGUAACUUCACAAUUUUGUAGGAAGUAUCAUAUAAUCUUGGAUGAUUUACUGCCUCAUUGGAUGGUAAUCGAGGAUAUGUAAUUGUAUGAUUGUUUCAUUUAUCAUCAACUUCUUAUUAUAUACACUGGUUUUAGAUUUGUAUCAA